AUGUUCAGCGCACUCAACCGCUUCAUGUCCCGCUUGGACGGAGAGCAGCCCACACAACAAAGUCGCGGGGGUUCCUUUGGCUUCCAGGUCCUGCGCAACACAAAUCUAGAGCUUUCUAUCGAGCCGUGGUUCGAUUUCAUCAUUGGCAUCAACGGCAGGCCCCUCGAUAGCCCCAACGCCGCCCUCUUUGCGCAAGAAGUCCGCAACUGCGCCGGCGGCUCCGUGUCGCUCGCCCUCUGGAGCGCCAAGGGCCAGCGCACGCGCGAGCUCCACAUCCCAGUCCCCGCCGACUCGGCCUCCCUCGGCCUCAGCCUGCAGUGGACGGCGCUCGCCGUCGUCGCCAACAUCUGGCACGUCCUCGACGUCGCCGCCAACUCGCCCGCCGACCUGGCCGGCCUCCUGCCCUACAGCGACUACAUCCUCGCGAGCCCCGAGGGGGCGCUGCACGGCGAGAGCGGCCUCAGCGAGCUCGUCGACGACUUCAUCGGCCGGCCGCUGCGGCUGUACGUCUACAACAACGAGUACAACGUCACGCGCGAGGUCACCAUCCAGCCGAGCCGCGAGUGGGGCGGCGAGGGCGCCCUGGGCUGCGUGCUCGGCUACGGCGCGCUGCACCGCCUGCCUGCGCCGCUGAACGAGCCCGUCUCGGCGCCGGGCGAGAUGCUGUUCGACAUGGAGAAGGACCCGUCGGCGGCGUACGGGGGCGCCGCGUCGGCGGCAGCAGCAGCGCAGGCGGGACCCGGUGGCCUGCCGGCAGACGGGUCCGAGGGGUUCGUCUCCCGCACGGAAACGCCGUCGGAGGAUCUGCUCGUGCCAGCGCAGCUCGUCAGCGCGGCGCCGCCCGUCGGCGUGCCCACGCGGUCCAAGAAGAAGGAGAGGCACGGCCACAGCCCGAACGCGCUGAUGGACGACUACUUCAAGGAGGGCGAGGAGAAGAGUCGGGCGCUGGACCACGCGCCAAAGAGCUCCGGCACCGUGGCGCCACCACCCAAAGCAGGCGCGCCGCCGCCGCCGCGAGCGGCUUCUACAGAGCCGCCCAAGGAGUAA
Molecule: messenger RNA, 1047 nt
Organism: Verticillium dahliae VdLs.17
Lineage: Eukaryota; Fungi; Ascomycota; Sordariomycetes; Glomerellales; Plectosphaerellaceae
Product: golgi reassembly-stacking protein
Exons: 2
Coding region: 1-1047 (348 amino acids)
Biological process (GO): Golgi organization
Cellular component (GO): Golgi apparatus
Molecular function (GO): protein binding
Source: RefSeq, a predicted model, not a curated record